AUGUACCAAAUGAAGACAAUGAAUAUGGCAUCAAAUCCAAUGGCAAAGCCUCCAACGGGAAAAUGUUGUUAUGCGGUGUACACCUCAUUGGCUGCUGGUCAGGCACAACAACAAUAUCAACAACCUCAACCCCAAUAUACCAGUGCUGCUUAUGCUCAACAAUUGGCCCAACAACAACAACAAGCUACUCAAUAUGCCAACUAUGCUGGUGCUGGCGUUCCUGCUCAAGCUGCUGCCUAUCAACCUACCCAGUACGCUCAAACCCUCCAACAAUUGCAACAACGUCAACAAUUAGCUGCUGCCGCUCAACAACCCCAAUAUCAACAAGCCGCUGCUGCCCAACAACCCGCCCAAACUCAAUAUUCUGCUGAUCAAUACAACGCUGCCUACUAUGCCUAUCAGCAACAACAACAAGCUUUGGCGCAACAGCAAUUGGCUCAACAACAACAACAGCAACAACAACAACAAUUGUACUAUGCCAACCAACAACGUGAGUUGUUGAAACAAUUGUACAGCAAUCAACCAGCUGCCGCUCAACAACAAGCCACCGUUGCUGCUGCCACCCAACAACCCCAGGCCAAUCAAUACUACACCGCUGAACAAUAUGCCGAAUACUUGAAGCAACAAGCUGCCCAACAACAACAAUUGCAACAGCAACAACAACAAUACCAACCCGCCAGCUAUGCCACCACUGCCACUGUUGCCACCCCCACCACUCCUGCUACCCACACCCAAGCCUACACCACUGCUGCUGCUCCCGCUGAAGCUUCUCCAAUUCCACCACGUAAUGGUUUGGAAAGUGGCCAAUACUCACCCUCCGAUAAGGUGUCUUCCGUCAAAUUCCAAAGUGGCAAUUUGGCCUACAAUUUCUAAGCGACAACAGCAAAA
Messenger RNA from Musca vetustissima, 888 nucleotides. RefSeq names its product basic-leucine zipper transcription factor A-like. The transcript is spliced from 2 exons. NCBI's taxonomy places the organism in Eukaryota, Metazoa, Arthropoda, Insecta, Diptera, Muscidae. The record is from RefSeq and is a predicted model, not a curated record. The coding region runs from base 1 to 873 and encodes 290 amino acids.